This is a messenger RNA of Owenia fusiformis, 9833 nucleotides long. Lineage: Eukaryota; Metazoa; Annelida; Polychaeta; Sabellida; Oweniidae. The record is from the annotation of a GenBank genome assembly.
CAGAGUGCCAAAUUGGGACACUUGAGCGGAGUGAUUUCUCAAAUAGAUCGGCAUUUAACUUUGUUGAAGAGGUCGGGAAGAAUUUUAGAUUUCACGGGAGAAGAAAUUUGAGUUUAAAACUAGGAUUUUCACUUAGCAGUCUGGAUUAUACACCACAAAAGAAUCACAUAUGUUAGGAAUAAAUACUGGAUAGUACUUCUGGCGCAGCUAUGUUGCAUAGGUUGGGUGUUCUUGCACUAGUUUUAGUGUUAAGUUUUGCAGUGAUUGUAAAAGCUGUACCAUCCUGCACCCCCAAUCCAUGUAACCACGGUGCUGUAUGCAAGCUCAAUUCACAGGGUGAUGCAUUUUGCGAUUGCCCGGAACAAUACUUUGGGGAUUACUGCCAGCACGUCAACCCAUGCCAAUCAGAACAACAGAUGUGCUUAAAUGGUGGGACCUGCUAUGUUGACGAAACGAAACCAGAUAUCAAACCUAUCUGUACAUGCGCUAUAGGCUUCACUGGUUCUAUGUGUGGUGUCCAGGAUGCGGCCAGUGCAUGCUAUGACAACCCGUGCCAGAAUGGAGGAACUUGCACCUUACUGGGCAGCCUCACCCAGUACCAGUGCUCAUGUAUUUCGGGGAGAAUGGGGACUUAUUGUGAACUGGUAGACUAUUGUUCCACUCAGCCCUGUAGGAAUGGAGGCACCUGUCAGUCCCUGGCCUCAGGCUACAAAUGUACAUGUCCCCCUGGCUUUAAUGACCCCACGUGUACCAGUGAUAUCAACGAGUGUAUGAUGGAAGGCUUCCUGUGUCAAAAUGGAGGCACUUGUCAGAACACUCGUGGUAGCUACAAGUGUCUAUGUACUGCCGAUUAUGCUGGAUCACGUUGUGAGUUCCCUUUCGUACCAUGUGACCCAUCUCCUUGCCAGAAUGGAGGCAUCUGUCGAAAGACGGGAGAGCUCACAUUCACGUGUGACUGCCCUUCAGCUUUCACGGGAUCAGAAUGUGAAACUAAUCGCAAUGACUGUGUGGACCAUCAGUGCCAGAAUGGAGGGAGCUGUAUCGAUGGCAUCAACUCCUACACCUGUAGAUGUACAAACAAAUGGAGAGGUCAGUACUGUGAGAUAGAUGUUGAUGAAUGUCAGGCUAGGGACAACCCAUGCAAGAAUGGAGGGACGUGUAGGAACGAACUUGGGGGAUACCUUUGUAUCUGCGUCAAUGGAUGGACUGGAGAUGAUUGCACAGAGAAUAUAGACGAUUGUGAUAUCCAGCCUUGUUAUAAUGGAGGGACUUGUCAUGACAGAGUGGGUUACUAUUUCUGUGAGUGCCCCACUGGAAAGAAAGGAUUGCGCUGCCACUUGGAUGAUGCAUGUAUCAGUUCCCCAUGUAAUGCUGGUGCAGUGUGCGAUACGUCUCCCAUCAAUGGGGCCUUCAUCUGUUCAUGUAGGGUCGGAUACUCUGGAAUUGCAUGUUCGGAGGACAUCAAUGAAUGCGACGCAAGUUACAUUUCACCCUGUGAGCAUGGAGGAACGUGUGUUAAUGUCCCAGGAUCAUUUCGCUGUGACUGCGUCCUGGGUUUUGCUGGGCCUCGCUGUGAAACAAACAUCAAUGAGUGUGCCAGCUCUCCCUGCCAGAAUGAUGGCACCUGCUUGGACCAGAGAGGUGCCUUCAGAUGUGUCUGCAUGAAUGGUUAUGUUGGAAUAUUCUGCGAAGAAGACUUUGAUGAGUGUUCAUCGAAUCCAUGUCAGAAUGGAGGUGUAUGUAGUGACAGUCUUCAGAUUGCAUCGUUCAAGUGUGAUUGCCCAGAGGGCUACACUGGUGCAACAUGUUCCAUCAACAUAGAUGAGUGUGCAUCUUCCCCAUGUUUGAAUGGUGGGCGGUGUGUAGAUGAGAUCAACAGUUAUAGAUGUCAGUGCUUGCAAGGCUAUGAGGGCAUCAACUGCCAGAGGAACAAGAAUGACUGUGAGGGAGUCAGUUGCUACAAUGGUGGCAUCUGCAUGGAUGGAUUAGGAACAUUCACCUGUAAGUGUGCUGAUGGCUUCGCAGGCAACCUUUGUGAGACAGAGAUUGAUGAAUGUGCUAGCAACCCCUGCCAGUAUGGUGGAACAUGCAGAGACUACAGGAAUGGUUACAUCUGUAGCUGCCCACAAGGAACAUCAGGUCCCAACUGUGAACAGAAUGAGAAUGAAUGUGCCAGCAACCCAUGCCGUAACGGGGCCACGUGUCAGGAUGGCAUCAACAGCUAUUACUGCCUCUGUAAGGAAGGCUUUGAGGGCACCCUCUGUGAGAUAGACCUUGAUGAGUGCCUCUCAAACCCAUGUAGGAAUGGUGGUACCUGUACCGAUGGCAUCAAUAAGUUCUACUGUGAAUGUCCAUCUGGUUACUAUGACUACCAGUGUGAGAGUAAGAUUAAUGAAUGUGAGAGUUCCCCCUGCAUGCAUGGAGGGACAUGCGUAGAUGGCGUCAGCAGAUUUGACUGUGAGUGUCCCAAUGGCUACACUGGAUUCAGGUGUCACACAGAGAUCAAUGAAUGUCAUAGCAACCCAUGCCAGCAUGGAGGAGAGUGCAUUGACCAACUGGGGACCUAUAGGUGUAAUUGUCCUGCGGGAUUCACAGGUAAAAACUGCAGCAUCAACAUCAAUGAAUGCAGCAGCAACCCAUGUACCUCAGGUAACUGCAUAGACCUGGUGGAUGACUACAGGUGUAUCUGUGAGCCACCAUUCACUGGCAAGAACUGUGACAUUGAGAUGGAUCCAUGUAAUCCAAAUGAGUGCCAGAAUGGAGCACAGUGUGUAGCUGAGAGAAACUAUGAAGACUUUACAUGUAACUGCCCACUUGGAUUCUCUGGUCGUCUAUGUACACAAGACAUUGAUGAGUGUGAGGACUCGCCGUGUCGCCAUGAUGGUGUCUGCGUCAACCACAGGGGGUCCUACGAGUGUCAGUGUCCCCGAGGAUACACUGGCAAACACUGUGAGACAAACCCCGAUGACUGCAUAUCAGACCCCUGCGCGAAUGGUGGAACCUGCAGGGAUGAGAUAGGAGGCUACACGUGCCUCUGCGUGGAGGGUUUUGGUGGUCAGCAUUGCAAUGAUGAUAUUGACGAAUGUUCUUCAAAUCCUUGUCAACAUGACGCAACUUGCCACGAUUAUGUGAACUCGUACACAUGCACAUGUCAAGCUGGCUACAGUGGAGUGCAGUGUCACACAAACGAUGAUGAUUGUACUUCAAGCUCCUGCCUCUAUGAUGGCACCUGCAUUGAUGGUGAGAACUCAUACACAUGCGUUUGUGCUCCUGGCUACACAGGGAGUAACUGUCAGACACAGAUCAAUCCAUGCGAUGAUGACCCAUGUAGAUCAGGAGGCACCUGUUUCAAUGUAGAUGGAUCUUUCGAAUGUCACUGUCCAUAUGGCUUCAAUGGUCCACUCUGUGAGAGCUAUGUGGAUUGGUGUUCUCAGAGCCUUUGUCGCAAUGGGGCAUCAUGCAACCAGGCUGGCAACCAAUUUGAAUGCAGCUGUAGAUCUGGAUGGACUGGGGCCCUCUGUGAUGUUAGAAUGGUCUCAUGUGCAGUUGCCGCAGCUAAUAAAGGUGUCUCUGUGGAGCAGCUUUGUCAGAAUGGCGGGACAUGCUCGAACUUUGCCAAUGAGCAUCGCUGUCUCUGUAGCCCAGGGUACACUGGGAGUUACUGUGAGACAGAGAUACAGGAAUGUGAGUCCACCCCAUGUUUGAAUGGAGGAACCUGCAGAGAUCUGAUCAAUUACUACGAGUGUGCCUGUCCCCCAGGAUACCAGGGAAUGAACUGUGAGUUUGAUAUUGAUGAUUGUGCUAAGGAGCCUUGUCAAAAUGGCGCUACAUGUCAUGACCUAGUGAACGCAUUCCACUGUUCAUGCCCACAUGGAGCUAUGGGAAUGCUUUGUGAGAUUAAUAUAGAUGACUGCCUGGAAGGGUCAUGCUAUCAUGGUGGGACCUGUGUUGAUGAGGUAGGAGGCUAUGAGUGUAUAUGUCCUGCUGGCUACGUGGGUAAGCGCUGUGAGGGUGAUGUCAACGAGUGUUUGUCCAACCCAUGUUCAAGUGAGGGCACCAUGCAUUGUGUACAGCUAGUGAAUGACUAUAGAUGCGACUGCAAGCCAGGCUGGGUGAAUAAACACUGUGAAACCAAGCGAGACUACUGCGCCAACAACCCCUGUCAGAAUGGAGGAGUCUGCACCAAUGGACAGCAUGGACCUGUCUGUCAAUGCCAACCUGGAUACUCAUGUGAAUUAUGCGACUGUAUGAAUUCUGACUGUGCUAGUGAUCCGUGUCAGAAUGGAGGACGCUGCUUGCCAAGCCACAGUGGCGGCUACACAUGUGAUUGCCCAUCAUGCACCUCUGGGAAACAUUGUGAGAUUGACGCAGUUGACGAGUGUGGUGACCUUAAUCCAUGUAAACACGAGGGUGUCUGCUACGAUAAAAUUUGUAAAUACGAGUGCUGGUGUACUAAGACAUGGGCAGGGCAAAACUGUGAGCUGUUUGAUCCAAACUUUCCUGGUGGUAUAGGGGGAGACUACACCCCUGCCCCCACCACUCCCAUUCCCAUAGAAACUCAGAGAGAGGAGUGUGAACAGAACAAAUGUGAUGAGAAAGGAUACAAUGGCAAAUGUGAUGUGGAAUGUAAUACAUACGCCUGUGGCUUUGAUCAUGGCGAAUGUACAUAUGGUCAGCAGAUAUUCAAGAACUGUUCUGCAAGAUCAAACGGCCGCCACUGCUGGGAUGUGUUUAACAAUAACGAGUGUGAUGAAGCAUGUAACAACCGCGAUUGUUUGUUUGACGGCUAUGACUGCAGUCAGCCAACUGAGUCGUGUAACCCAGUCUACAAUGCCUACUGCAUGAAUCACUAUGACAACGGCCAUUGUGACAUUGGGUGUAAUACUGAGGAGUGCAACUGGGACGGUCUCGACUGUGAAGAAGGUGAUGAGGAACUAGCUGAAGGCAUCAUGGUCCUCAUUGUUGGAGUCUCACCCGAAGCUUUCCUAAACACUGCCACUGCUUUCCUCCGUAAGCUUGGUCAUCUAUUGAAAACAACAGUGAGAAUUAAGAAAGACUCGGAAGGCAAACUUAUGGUGUUCCCUUACCCAGAUGAUACAGUACCAAAUAGGGUGAAACGUGCGUUGUCAUCAUACUUUGCUAGAGGACGCCGCAGUAAACGAGAUGUGAACCCCACCCCCACAGGCAUGGUCCCCAUGCAGAGUAAAGUUUAUCUGGUACUUGACAAUAGGAAGUGUCAUGAGUUUUAUGAAGACUGUAUCCAGACAUCUGAAAAAGCUGCGGAGUUCCUGGCAGCUGCAAUAAAACAUGGUUGGGAUCCUUCCGUACCCAUAGAGGAAAUCACAUCUAUAGGAAAUAAGCCAGCGCCAACCAGCGAUUCACAUUAUAUGCAGAUUACAAUUGGUAUCAUUGGUGGUCUGAUCUUCAUCCUGAUUAUAUUGGGAGUUCUUGUGGUUAACAAUCGUCGCAAAACUAGAGCUACAACAUGGUUCCCCGAGGGAUUUCUCAGAAUAGGUGGCAGCAGUGAACCCCACAAUGCACCAAGACGAGGACCAGAAGGCGAUGAGAUGAAAAAUGUGAAGCCUCCCCAACAAUCACAAAUGGAUGGUCUUGACCAUAUUGACAACCAGCGACUCCCUAGUGGCGUCUGGAGUGAUGACGAGUCUCCAACUGGGCCACGUCCAAAACGUAUCAAGAUUGAGCAUGAGCCUCGUAUUGAGAUGGAUACAAGAGAGUGGACGGACCAGCACCGUGCGGCUGCAGGUUACCCACCAGUACCUACCAACUCUAUCAUGGACAUGACCCCACCCCAACAAGAUGACCACAUGGAGAAAGAUGAUGUAGAUGUCAGAGGACCAGAUGGCAUGACACCAUUGAUGGUAACACUGUACCGCAGCAAAGACAACACAUCCAAGGACAAUGCCUCUACAGGAACAGAGGAGUCGGAAAGCACGUCAGCCUCUGGAUCAGCUGAGGGUGGGGAGGACGAUGGCGCUGGAGCAAUUAUUGCUGACCUCGUGAACAAGGGAGCAGAUAUUAAAAAAUGUACUGACAGAAAUGGUGAAACUCCCCUUCAUCUUGCAGCCAGGUUUUCACGAGCCGAUGCUGCCAAGAGGCUCCUGGAUGCUGGUAGUGACCCCAACUUUGUUGAUAACACAGGGAGGACACCUCUUCAUGCAGCUGUGGCCAGUGAUGCCCAAGGGGUCUUCCAGAUCCUUUUACGCAACAGAUCCACUAAUCUUGAUGCCAAGAUGUACGAUGGAGCAACCCCAAUGAUUCUGGCCUCCAGACUUAACAUAGAGGGGAUGGUAGAAGACCUUAUUAAAGCAGAGGCAGACAUCAAUGCCAGUGAUGAUAAAGGAAAGACAGCCCUGCACUGGGCGGCAGCUGUAAACAAUAUUGAAGCUACCAGGGUGCUGCUAACUCAUGGAGCAAACAGAGAUGCUCAGGAUGCACAGGACCAAACCGCACUAUUCUUAGCUGCACGGGAAGGCAGUUAUGAGGCUGCUAGCACUCUCCUGGAACACUAUGCCAACCGUGACAUCACAGAUCACAUGGAUCGUCUACCCCGGGAUAUUGCUGGAGAGCGCAUGCACAAUGAUAUUGUUCGUCUCCUGGAUAAUUAUCGACUGGAGAGCCCAAGUAUGUGUGGCAUGGCACGAUCUCCACAAGUGUGUUCCCCGCCAUAUCUAAUGCAGCAGCAGAAGCACAAGAAGCGACGCAGUUCAAAGCAUAGUUCGAGUAGCAGCUCAAAUCCUAACACCCCUGUCAAGGAUGUGGGGGGUCCCCUCUCACCGCGGGGGGUGCAGAAGAAGGUGCGUAAGAAGAAGGCCGCAAGGCACAGUACGUCAGGGCCUAAUGGACAGUCCACUAGUAGUGGGGAUGGGGCAUCACAGGGGGCACUAUCACCUCAAACAUCUAUGGAUCUCCCCCCAUCUUAUGAAAGUGCAUGUAACGCACAUUUAGUGCUGUCCCAAGCAAACAUUCAUUCAUCUAUAGACCAGCAGAUUCCUGUUAGUUGUGCAAUGUCUCAGAAUGGACUAGAUGAGCAUAUUAUAAACUCUAGCCACCAGAUGGCAGGUCAGCAUAUGACCCCUCCGCAGGAGCAGGAAUGGAUUGAUUAUGAGGCGGCACUUGCUGCUGCCAAUCAUCUUGCGGGUCAACGUCAAUCCCCCAUCACCUCCCAGGACAGCCCUGCAAGCCAACCAACCAUGUCCCCACAUAGCCAUAUGGCAAUGUCACCCCCUACUACCAUGGCCAUUACCACUUCACCACCAAACCACAUGGCAAUGUCACCUGUGAAACAGAAAUCAUUGCCAACAUCGCCCGCUCACCAUCAGGCGAUGAUGCAACAUGCUGCACAUAACCAGUUCAACCAGGUCCCCAGUCCACAGCGAUACAUGGGAGAUUUUCACUUCGUUCGGACUGACCAGGUGGGCAUGCCGGAGAACAUUCCGUUUGUAGGCCAAGUUCCUGAGAGUGGUCGGCAACAGAAGAUAUCUAGCCUCCCUCAGCAGCCACAACAGGUGUCCCAGCAACAGUAUGAUCCACCUUACCCCCUCUUAGAGCAAUACCCCACCCCUCCCUCACAACACAGUCACAUCAGUGACAGUCCCCCACAACAGGUACCCCCAUUUACCCACCUACCAGAUUAUCUAACCCCCUCCCCAGACUCCCCAGGGGAGUGGUCUAGCUCAUCUCCCCACUCUGCAAACUCUGAUUGGUCAGAAGGAAUCUCGAGCCCGCCCCAACCUGUUACCAACACUCAACAACCAUCCAAUCAACCACCUAGGAAAGAAAACGCUAUCUAUAUAUAAAAUACAUGGCUCAAUCCUUCUGGGGAAGCUAUAAACAUGAUAUUGCUACAAGCAGAUAUAUACCGAACUCACAAAGAGAUGUGAGACAGUGUACAACUCCCAAUUAUAGCUCUGUGAAGGGGUCCUCACAUUGGCAUGGGUAGGACCUCUUGAAAGAGUAACAAUAGGUGUGAAGUACACUGAUAUUUGUGAUACAUAGAGACACUAAAGUGCCUAUAUAUUAACAUAAUCAUCCAUCAGUGAAAUCCAUAGGGAUAUAAAGAGAAUAUGGGCUAGGACAAGCCAAUAUAGGCUACAAAAAGCCAACAUAUCACAAUAUAUGUGACAUAUAAUGGACAGAAUCAAUGGAUGAAAUCCAAACAGAACUUGAGUUCAGAGACAAGUAUGCAAACCAAUGUAAAAUAACCAAUACAUACUGAAGAUAUGUGCAUAAACUCGGCCCCACUUUGUUCGGGUAUUAGCUAUCUACAUCAUUAGAGGUUGCUAAUUAAUUAUGAAUAGCUACAGCUAAUAUGUGUGGGUUAGCUCUUUUAGAACUGCCUUAUGUAGCAAUGUAAAUACGCAAAAGCUUGUUUCUAUGGCAAGUACAGAACUAUGGUAACCAUAGUUGCUAUGGUAAUAUCAGAAACAGCAAUAUAACUUGAGGCAUUUUGUUUAUAUAUGAGAUUAGAAAAAUAUAAGAGUGAUUCAUAAUUGAGAACAUGUAAAUAUACAGUGAUAUAUUUUAUAUACAAACAUUAUUAUAGUUGUCUUGCAUUUUUAUAUUAUUUGUCAUCAAACUUUAGUGUACAAAAUGAUGUGUUAAGAGUUCAUUUAUUUAGGUUUAGUUGGUCCAAUAUAUACAUUGAAAAGGGUCCAGAAUGUCAUGUUUCAUCGUAAAGAUUGAACUGUGUGCUACUUUGCACAAAAGCUUACAUAGUUUAUAGGGAAAAGUAUGCUUGCUGUGACUCCAUGUUUUCUCACACUGAGAAUAUUAAUUUUGUCUUACUAUUGUGGGCCAGGAAACUAUAACAAAUGAGUCACUCUGCUCUCUAUUAUAGCACAUUGGUUAUCUUUUAGUUCCAAAAUUAUCUGUUUGAAAUAUUUUGAUAAUAAUUUAGGUGGAAAUUUUAGUUGAUUUAUUUGUAAGGUCUAAUUAGCCUACAACACUCACACAUUUCAACAUUUAAAAAAAAUACAUUUCAAUGUCGUCAAUAUAGUCAGUUGCCAGUUUUAGUUAUAGUGGUUCAGCUAAAUGCAAUUUUUGCUAAAUGACUUCAAACGUGUGAGAUGUUGGUAUAAAACAACCAUUUUGUAUCAUCAUCGUCAUAAAAUAGAAAACUGGCAAGCUGAUUAUUAUAGCGUGGCAUCUACAUUGUAUUUUAUGGGACAUUUAUAUUAUUAAUAUAUUAUUAGACCCACCAUUUAGUUCUACAAGCCAUAGAUAGAUUCAGGUUUGUCCCAUAAAUCGCAAUGUAAAAUGUCUCGCUAUAUUGUACAAUUUGUACAUAAAUCUUACUAUAAGCUAUACUUCAUAUUGAGCCAUCUCAUAUACAUACAAAAUACAUACAUGUAAUCUGUAAAAUUUUUCACUGCUGUUUUAGUAUUUUAGAAUUUGUUUAAAAAUUAGUUAAGAUUUCAUUUAAUAACUCUGCUAUAAGUUUACAAUUUUGGUGUUCUUUGCUUUCAAUAGAAUUUAAUGGUGUUCAGUUCUACUGAAGUUUUCAUUUUAACUUAAUUUAUUAUCCUACUUAUUUAUGAUUUUACAACCCAAAUGUGCAAUUUUGAAGUGUUUGGCUGGGGCAUUUUGUUUUCAAAAAUAUUUAAACUGUCUAGUGAAUUUGAAGCAGAAUUGUCUCAGCCUGGCACUAGAGACUGGGUUAGUUUGAGAUAUCAUAACACGAGUCUUUCGUUCAUUUUAUGUUUCCUUUUAGUAAUUUGUCAAUUUAUCAUUCAUAUUUUAAUUUGGGUGAUCAUUCAAUCAUGUAUUGUUCACGGAAGGAUCAGAUCAUUCAAUCAUAUUGUACAUGGAUGGAU